Messenger RNA from Penicillium canescens, 1047 nucleotides. RefSeq lists its product as uncharacterized. The transcript is spliced from 2 exons. NCBI's taxonomy places the organism in Eukaryota, Fungi, Ascomycota, Eurotiomycetes, Eurotiales, Aspergillaceae. The record is from RefSeq and is a predicted model, not a curated record. The coding region runs from base 1 to 1047 and encodes 348 amino acids.
AUGCUUGGCUUCCCGGUCUAUGCUUCCAGUGUAUACUGCAACAUCAAGUUCGACAAUAAGUGGUAUGUAAUGCUGGCCUGUGUCAUACAGGGUGCAUCUUCCGGAUUAUUCUGGCUUACAGAAGGCGCUAUUGUUCUGGCUUAUCCCGAGAAGCAAAAGCGUGGCAAGUAUCUCGCAUACUGGCUUGCUAGUUGGAUUGUUGGCCAGAGGAUUGGGGGUGCAGUGAUCUUUGGUGUCAAUGCGCAUAGGAAAGAGAAGGGUCAUAUCAGUGUUGAAAUGUAUCUUGGUUUCAUUGCUAUUCAGGCUAUUGGGCCUUUUGUGGCGCCUUUGCUCUCGCCUCCUGCCAAGAUGCAACGAUCAGACUAUACCCCGUUGUGCACGGCCUUGGCCUCACUUGUUGCCAGUACCUCGGUUAUAUUCGUGAACUUCUCUCUAGGGUUCUUCCUAGACUGGAGGAGACCCAGUAUCAAUCCGCCGGCAAUAGUUGCUUUUAUUCUGAUUUAUGCAUUCGAGUUAUCACUCUACCUCUAUGCAAUGGUCAUCACAAAAGAGUACGAGAACCGAGACACAAAACCAUUUGACUGGACAGAUGAUGGUUUCGGAAGAUCGGCAUGCGUCUACAUCCUCAUGCUAGUGGGAUUCAACCUCAUGUACGACUACCUCUACUGGGUCGUCGGAACGAUCAACAAGAGUGGAGGGGAAGUGGUUCGGCCCAGCGCAGUGAUACGAGGCAUCGAAAGUGCAAGGCAGGCAAUCUCUUACGGCAUCAAUUCGAUCAAUCAGGACCAAUUUCCUCUAUCAGGAGCCGUUGCGGUCAAUAUGAGCUUUUUUGUGGUUUGUAUCAUUCCAUCUUGGCCUGUUAUUCGGAGGGUUGGUGUGCUUAAUGACCUCAAGGUUCAUUCUAUUGUUCAGGAUGAGGUUGCAGAAGAUCUUUUAGAGGAUACUCUGCGGAGUGAUUCUGAUGUCUAUCGGGCUACACAAAAGAAAGUCCAUGGUUCGGAUGUUAUUGCGACGGCCGAACAUGACGAGAUAAGUCCGAUGCAUUGA